AUGACGGGCUUGCGUCAACAACUGUUAGAGUAUGGUGAAGAAACACGUUCAAAUACUAGUCAGGUAUGCCACACUCCGCUUUCGCUCUGCGACAUGAUUUCUUUCCAUUUAAAGUGGCUGGCCCUAAUCCCCGAACGUCUCUUGAUCGAAAAUCAUGCACUUGCUUCUUUAGUCAACGAUAUGAAUUCUUGCCGCAGGCAGAUUCACUCCCAUUCUCGAGACGACACCUCAAGCAUCUAUAGUCGGUCCCCUGAGACAGCUAAAGAUGCUAAACCCAAGGCUGUGACAGCCAACAUCCUACCAAUCCAAAAGUCUUACCAGGAGAUCAAUUCGCUAGACCACCAAAUUGCUAUGUCUGGGGGAUCUACAAUGGCCUUGGAAUCUACGCGGUCACGCCUGAAAAUAUCCAAGGAGCAACCAAAACUGUCCCUUCUCAAAUUGAAGAAAGAAAGACUACAACAGCGAGAUCAGCAGGAGCGUGAGAAUGAUUUCUAUCGCAAUUGUUUCAAAAAUUUCCACCAGCUUGUGUCCUCUGUAAUGGACUCAACCCAGAGUUUGGCUUUGCAGUAUCAUUUCAAUACUGGUGAGGGUCCUUCUGGAGACCCACGCUUGAUUCGAACAAUGGUGUUAAUAAGGGUGGCUCUGGAUAAAUCUCGAGCUGAGGAAGCUCAAGCAGAACAGGAAUGGAAGCAACAAUGGAAUGUCCAUUCGGCUCGGAAGUCAGCGACUCGAUGGCUUUGA
Messenger RNA from Penicillium lagena, 741 nucleotides. RefSeq lists its product as uncharacterized. Bases 1 to 741 code for a protein of 246 amino acids. The transcript has a single exon. The record is from RefSeq and is a predicted model, not a curated record. Lineage: Eukaryota; Fungi; Ascomycota; Eurotiomycetes; Eurotiales; Aspergillaceae.